GUUUUCAGAUGGCUGUAUAAGUUUAGAACAGAAGACAGCUGAGGAAAAAAAGGAAGCUCACCACUGGUUCAGUGGUACUUUGGAUUUUGGUUUUCUUCCCCAAUUCACCUGCUACUGUUUACUUCUCAAGGCCUUCAAAUAAUUGCUUCAUGCUUUCUGUUCAGGUUUAUCAGUGGAAGAGACAAGGUGGAAUAGGCCUACUCCACCUUAUCAGGAAGAGGAUCCUCUACUUUGGUUUUAAUUUGAUCUUUGUCUAACUUCUUAAGGUGGAAACAUAGGUCACGGAUUAUGGGCCAUUCUUAUUUACUGUUAAAACAUUUAAAGCUCCUUCUGCAGGCAGGAGAGUCAGCUAGCCACCCAAGAAAACAUCAUGAAAGAUACCGAUAUCAAGAGACUACUGUAUACCCAUCUUCUAUGCAUAUUUUCAAUUAUCCUAAGUGUCUUCAUUCCAUCACUCUUCUUGGAGAACUCCUCAAUAUUGGAAACACACUUGACAUGGUUGUGCGUCUGUUCUGGUUUUGUAACUGCUGUCAGUCUAGUACUAUAUUUAGUAGUGAAACCAAAUACAUCCUCUAAAAGAAGUUCAUUAUCACACAAGGUAACCAGAUUUUUGAAAUGCUGUAUCUACUUUCUUAUGUCUUGUUUCUCCUUUCAUGUAAGUUUUGUUCUAUAUGGAGCACCACUAAUAGAGUUGGCAUUGGAAACAUUUUUAUUUGCAGUUAUUUUGUCUACUUUUACUAUUGUGCCUUACUUAUGUUUGUUAGGACCAAACCUCAAAGCAUGGCUAAGAGUUUUCAGUAGAAAUGGAGUUACAUCCAUAUGGGAGAAUAGUCUCCAGAUCACUACAAUGUCUAGUUUUGUAGGAGCAUGGCUUGGAGCACUUCCUAUUCCUUGACUGGGCAAGAGCAUGGCAGGUAUGGCCCAUCUCCUGUACGCUUGGAGCGACCUUUGUCCACGUGGCUGGCCUUG
This is a messenger RNA of Gorilla gorilla gorilla (western lowland gorilla), 969 nucleotides long. RefSeq names its product phosphatidylinositol-glycan biosynthesis class F protein-like. Gene Ontology annotation, biological process: GPI anchor biosynthetic process. Bases 371 to 895 code for a protein of 174 amino acids. Lineage: Eukaryota; Metazoa; Chordata; Mammalia; Primates; Hominidae. The transcript has a single exon. Gene Ontology annotation, cellular component: endoplasmic reticulum membrane. The record is from RefSeq and is a predicted model, not a curated record.